This is a messenger RNA of Drosophila kikkawai, 999 nucleotides long. RefSeq lists its product as uncharacterized. NCBI's taxonomy places the organism in Eukaryota, Metazoa, Arthropoda, Insecta, Diptera, Drosophilidae. Gene Ontology annotation, molecular function: protein binding. The record is from RefSeq and is a predicted model, not a curated record.
AUGCUCAAGACUUGUUAUCCUUUGGCCGCAGUGCUGCUGUGUGUUGUCUUCGCCACAGCGCAGGUUGUGCCAAAUACAGAAAUCGGUCGCAUUACCAUCCAGGUGCCGUUGCUGUCUAAUGGAAAGCCAGUGAUCCUUAACAAUCAGGACAGGGAGGAGGUGGCCACUGUGGAGGAGAUUAAGCCGGGAAAGGUCCAUGUAGUCCAGGAGGUGGUGGUGCCACCCACGGUUAAGAUGGAGAAUAAAGUACGGAUGGCAAGAUCUGUUUCGAGCUCUGGAGGAUAUAAUCAUGGCAUACCCAAUCGUGGCAUCCCAAACCAUGGAAUACCUAACCGUGGCAUUCCGAAUGACGGAAUCCCCAAUCCUGGAAUCCCUAACCAUGGAAUCCCCAAUCCUGGCAUCCCUAAUCAUGGAAUCCCUAACCGUGGCAUCCCGAACGAUGGAAUCCCUAAUCCUGGCAUCCCCAAUCAUGGCAUUCCCAAUCCUGGCAUCCCUAAUCAUGGAAUCCCUAACCGUGGCAUCCCGAACGAUGGAAUACCCAAUCCUGGCAUCCCCAAUCAUGGAAUCCCCAACCCUGGCAUCCCCAAUCAUGGAAUCCCCAACCCUGGCAUCCCUAUACCCGAUGCCUCCGAACUCAAGCCAGUUGCAGUGAUGCCACCAAGUCCAACCACUACAUCGCCUUCGGCCAUAACCAAGCGAGUACCAACCAGGAAUUGUCAUCACCUGCUAAUGGGUGGUAUGACCACCAUGUCCCCCAUGGACACAAUGGAGCCAAUACCCCCGCAGUCCAUGGAAAAUUGCGAUGAGUUGUGCACCAAGCACGAGUAUAUCCCGGUGUGCGCCCACAAUGGCUUCUGUGUCCACGAGUUUGCCAAUCAGUGUGUGAUGGACACAUACAAUUGCCGGCAUCGUGAGGCGACCUUCCGGGCAACGGACGAGGAUGUCUGCCGGCUGGGAGUUUGCAUGAGGCGUUGCAAGGAGGAGGACCUGAAGCUUUAA